Messenger RNA from Amborella trichopoda, 2726 nucleotides. RefSeq names its product MA3 domain-containing protein. Lineage: Eukaryota; Viridiplantae; Streptophyta; Magnoliopsida; Amborellales; Amborellaceae. Gene Ontology annotation, biological process: negative regulation of DNA-templated transcription. The record is from RefSeq and is a predicted model, not a curated record.
GAAAAGGGGAAAAAGGGAAAUAUUUUCUUCUUUCACAGCCAUGUUCGACAUAGUUUCUCUCGAUGAAUUCUAGUUGCUUGCAAGAAUAUAUCGAUUUCAAAUCAUCGAAUGCGUGAUGAAAGAGUUGGCCUCAUUCUCAUUUUGGAAUCUCUAGAGCCUAUUUUGUUUGGGAGCUUACAUUAGCUCUGGUUUUUGGCCAUAUAUGAGCAAAUAAACUUCACAAGUGUUCAAUGGAGUACAAUGAUGGGAAACUUUCAGAAGAGCAUCGUGAAUUGUUCAGGUCUGCAACUGAGAGUGUGGAUCCAACAUCUGUUUCUCCAUUAGAGGUCAUCACAUCACCGAGAACACCAAGGACCCCAAGAUCACCUGUCAAACAUGGAUCCAACAAAGGUAGUCCAAUAAAGCAUGAGCGGCACUCGCAUACUGGAAGAGAUGGUCGACCAAAAAAAGGUGGCUCAGGUGGUAAAGGCAUAUGGGGAGGUUUAUUGGAGAUUGAUGAUGAUCAUGUCCUCGAUCGAAAUGAUCCAAACUAUAAUAGCAGUGAGGAAAAUAGCCAACCCAAUGGGAUUAAAAAACAUUCCCCUGCUUUCGAAGAGUUCAGAGCAAAAACCAGACUGAUUAUUGAGGAAUACUUCAUCACUGAUGAUAUUUCCUCGUCUGCCAAUGAACUAAGAGACCUCGGCCUUCCAUGCUAUCACUACUAUUUUGUCAAGAACCUCGUCUCCAUGGCUAUGGAUAGGCACAAUAGAGAGAAGGAAAUGGCAGCUCUCCUCUUAUCCUCUCUCUAUGCCGAUGUUAUUGAAGCACCCCAAGUUUAUCGAGGCUUUGGAAAACUAGUCAAAGCCACUGAUGACUUAGCAGUAGACAUACCUGAUGCUAUAGAUAUCCUCGCUCUCUUCAUUGCUCGAGCUGUUGUUGAUGAUAUUCUCCCUCCUGCCUUCUUGAACAAACAAGUUACCACUCUCCCGAAAGACUCGAAAGGAAUUCAAGUAAUAAAGAGAGCUGAGAAGAACUACUUAUCGGCCCCUCUUCAUGCUGAAGUUAUUGAAAGGAGGUGGGGAGGAAGCAAAAGCAAGACAGUAGAGGAUGCUAAGUCUAAAAUAAACGAUCUUCUUGUUGAGUACAUAGCAAGUGGUGAUAAGGUAGAGGCAUGUAGAUGCAUUAAAGACCUUAAAAUGCCAUUUUUCCAUCAUGAAAUUGUUAAAAGGGCUUUAAUCUUAGCGAUGGAAAGGAGAACAGCAGAGUGUGCUUUGCUAGAUUUAUUAAAGGAGGCCUCUGAAGAGGGAGUGAUAAACUCUAGUCAAGUAUUGAAAGGGUUUGAGCGGCUUAUCGAUACGGUAGAUGACUUAUCACUUGAUAUUCUUAGUGCAAGGGAUAUGCUUCAAUUACUUAUUUCCAAGGCAGCCUCAGAGGGGUGGCUCUGUGCAUCUUUGCUGAAGUCUCUCUCUCCUCGACCAAAUGGGUUUCUCGAAGAAGGCGAUGCAAGGGCCUUCAAGUCAAAGGCAAACUUGAUAAUUCAAGAGUAUUUCUUGUCAGGAGAUGUGGCCGAAGUGGCUGAGAGGCUCGAAUCCGAGAACCUCCUCUCCCCUUGCUUUAAGGUCAUAUUUGUAAAGAGGUUGAUUUCACUGGCAAUGGAUAGAAAGAAUAGAGAAAAGGAGAUGGCCUCAGUAUUAUUAUCUUCGCUAAAUUUUCCUUCAGACGAUGUGGUAAAUGGCUUUGUCAAUCUGAUUGAGGCGGCCGAGGACACCUCAUUGGACAUCCCAAUUGUGGUCGAGGAUUUGGCACUAUUUUUAGCGAGAGCAAUGGUAGACGAGGCCAUAGCUCCGCUAAAUUUAGAGGAGAUUGAGUCACAAGUGAAGCCCAACUCGAUUGGGUCUAAAGUUAUUCGAAUGACUCGAGCCAUGCUUGGGGCGCGGCUCUCAGGUGAGAGAAUAUUAAGGUGUUGGGGUGGAGAUGGUAGUGGAAGCAAUGGUCGAGAUAUAGAAGAAGUCAAGGGGAAAAUUGGGAAACUACUCGAGGAAUAUGAUUCGGGAGGAGGCGUAGGCGAGGCUUGUCGAUGCAUAAGAGAAGUAGGUAUGCCAUUUUUUCACCACGAAGUGGUGAAAAAGUCGUUGGUUAUGGCAAUGGAGAGGAAGAGUGAGAGACCAUUGAGGUUGCUUGAAGAGUGCUUUGCAGUGGGGUUGAUAUCGAGUUAUCAGAUGGCGAAGGGGUUUGCAAGAGUGGCUGAGGGCCUUGAGGAUUUGGCAUUGGAUGUGCCCGAUGUGGGCCAUGAGUUUGCGAGUUGCGUAGAGAGGGCCAAGGCUGCCGGGUGGUUGAACUAGUCAUUUGGGGUCGACCGUGACGACCCCAAUGGGCCUUGUGUCCCAGCAUAGAGAGAGCAGAGCAUGUUGCUGUGCCUAUGCAGCAACAGGCUUUGCUCAUGGGAGUUCAUGACCAAUUUCAUGGAUAUGGUUCUUAUUAGGUCUCUUAUCUUUUGCACUUUUUCUCUUUUUCUCCUCCUUGGGCCUUAGUUCUUUUCUAUUUUUAUUUAUUUAUUUUAACCACGAGGAGAAAACAAUCUCAAGGGUGAUGACACUGAUGAGCAAUGUACUAUUUAUAUCCACUUGGGCCAAAGUUUGGUGCUGUUCUUAUGAUUAAUUGCUCCCUAGAUGUUAAAUGGUGGGAGUCUUUUUGUUGUUUUUGGUGUAUUUUAUUGGGAUUAAUUUCAAUACUCUUGUAUUGAGAGA